GGUGAACGGGGGUACGGCACUGGACAGACAGACAGACAGACAGACAGACAGAGAGAGAGAGACAGAGAGAGAGAGAGACACAGAGAGAGAGAGAGAGACACAGAGAGAGAGAGAGAGACAGACAGAGACAGACAGACAGACAGACAGACAGACAGAUGGCGUUGUCUUCUCUUUCAUCAAGAGGACCCUCCCCUGAUAUUCUGGUGUACGAUCCAAGGCCACAAAAGGCCGUCAAACGUUGAAUUCAAUUGUCGCCUUGAUGGCUCUCCACAUUCAAUCGUCGCCUAGACGGCUCUCCACAACUGUCAGAGUCGGCUAUGGUGGUUAUGGCACUGUUUCCAUCUCUGCUGUGGUGUUUUUCACCAGCUUCUUCAAUUUGUAUUCUUUCCAUUGGCUUCAUCCCUCAGCGCAGAGCGCAGCCCGAAAAGAAAGAAGAAGGAGGAGACGACAAGGAGGAAGAGGAGGCAGCGGCGGAAGAGGGGGAGGAGGAGGAGGAGGAGGAGGAGGAGGAGGAGAACAGGAGGACGGAGUAGCGGGAGCAGAAGAAGGGGAAGAAGAAGAAGGAAGAGGGGAGACGAAGAGGAAGGAAAAGCAGGAGGAGCAGACGAAGAAGGAAGAGGAGGGGGAGCAGCAGCAGGAAGAGAAGAUGACAAAGUCGAAGACGAAGAAGGAAAAGGAGGAGGAGGAGGAAGGAGGAGGAGAAGGGAGAGGAAGAAGAAAUAGAAUCGUCUUUCACAUCUAGCGACAUGAGAACCAUACAUCUGUGAUGAGUAUUACAGUGAACCAGCUG
Molecule: messenger RNA, 790 nt
Organism: Chara braunii
Lineage: Eukaryota; Viridiplantae; Streptophyta; Charophyceae; Charales; Characeae
Source: the annotation of a GenBank genome assembly